AUGCAGCAACAGGAAACGUCGGAGCCGUACGAUUCGACGCGCAAACGUUCUCCGAAUUUUACGGGGGAAGAGAAUAAAGUGCUGAACGAACUGGUACAAGUUUACGAGGAGCAAAUUGAACGUAAAAAGACCGACCAUGCUUCUAAUGUUAUUAAGAACAGAGCCUGGCACGAAUUGGCCAAAGAUUUUAAUGGCAGACUUGGACAUCCUUAUAGGAGUCCCACAGUCCUAAAACACCGAUAUGAAAAUAUGAAAAAAGAAUUCCGAAGGACCAUGCGUUAUAGGAGACAAACCAAUGAGAUGCCGGCCGGUGCUGAUCAAGUACAAAAUUAUUUGGAAAACAGUUACACUAACGAUACUGAAGCGGACUAUAGCAACACUAACGAGUUCAGUAGGAUCAUUGUGUCCGAUGAUAAUGAGGAAAUGAAUGGGUUUACGGAAACAGUUAUCGACGAUUGUGAUCUCAUCGGGCCGCCUGAUCCAAAAAUCGAAAAAACUUGGCACCAAAAAUCCGAUGACGAAGACGAUGACGAUGAUGACGGGUUAAAAUCCGUGAAGAAAAGAUGUUUUUUGGAAGAGCACAAACUCAAACUAUCCCUAAUGGAGAAAAAACAUAUUCUCGAACUCGAUCUGAUAAAGCAAGAGCACAAAGCAAGGAUGAAUAUGAUGCGGCAAGAGCACGAUAUGAAAAUGAAACUGUUGGACUUGGAAAGGACUCUUGGAAUAAUUAAUAAGAUUUAG
This is a messenger RNA of Ceutorhynchus assimilis (cabbage seed weevil), 741 nucleotides long. The record is from the annotation of a GenBank genome assembly. Lineage: Eukaryota; Metazoa; Arthropoda; Insecta; Coleoptera; Curculionidae.